AUGUCACCUUUCUUAUUAACACUAAAAUAAACAUUUUCCAAAUUAAGUGCAAUAUUGUAAAUAAGAGGAAAAGUGAUUGCAAAAUAAACAUAGUGGAAAAAGGAAUUCCACUUUUCUCAUGUUCCAUAAACUUUCCUCUAAGCCACAUAAUAUUCUACUGCCCCACAUUUGCCAAAUUGUUAUACUGCUACAUAUAAUGCAAUCCUAUAACCACUCGACACAAUCUCCUCAAGUUUAUUCACUCCUUAAAAACCAUAACAACACCAAAGGCCCAAGAAGAGAGAAACAAACUCAAACAAAAAAAAAACAGAGCAAAACAGAGAAAAACAGAGCCAUGGUUUUAUCAUCCCAAUCCCAAACAGAACUACCCUUAAACGAAAACGAUUCACAAGACAUGGUAAUAUACCAAGUCUUACACGAGGCCAAUGCUCUAACCAACACAUUUCUCCCACAAAGAAACCACCAUCAUCAAGCUCUGAGUGCCUUAGAACCCACAAAAGCUAUCACCAAGAAACACUACAGAGGAGUUCGGCGUCGUCCGUGGGGGAAAUACGCGGCGGAGAUUCGCGACUCGGCUCGUCAUGGUACAAGAAUCUGGCUUGGAACUUUUCAAACGGCUGAAGAAGCUGCUAUGGCUUAUGACAGAGCUGCUUUCGAAAUGAGAGGUUCAAAGGCUUUGCUUAAUUUCCCAGCUGAAACUGUUGCUGCAGCUUCCAUGAAAAUGGAAUUUCCUGUUUCUAAACUCAACUUGAAUAAUCCUAAUCCUAAUCCUAAUCAUGAUUCAUCGCAAAAUUGAAUUGGGUUUUCUUUGUAUUUGUAUACUAGAGUAACCAGACAGAGGAACAUGAAAAGAAUGAAGAUUUAUUGAAUGUGAUAGUGAACUAAGAUCAUAAAUAUGUUAUAAAUGUCUUGAUUUUUUUCUUUCUUUUUUGUUGUGUCUUGUUUUGUUUUGUUUAAUGUUAACGUUCUUUGUUGGUAA
Messenger RNA from Lathyrus oleraceus (garden pea), 979 nucleotides. Its product is annotated as pathogenesis-related genes transcriptional activator PTI5. Bases 119 to 796 code for a protein of 225 amino acids. The transcript has a single exon. Gene Ontology annotation, molecular function: DNA binding; DNA-binding transcription factor activity. Gene Ontology annotation, biological process: ethylene-activated signaling pathway; regulation of DNA-templated transcription. NCBI's taxonomy places the organism in Eukaryota, Viridiplantae, Streptophyta, Magnoliopsida, Fabales, Fabaceae. The record is from RefSeq and is a predicted model, not a curated record.